GUGUGGAGCCCAGGGGAGAUCCACCGGAUGCCCGGCAAGCACUAGACGGAGAGGAAGAGGAACGAGAGUCAUCAUUGCCUCAUUUCGGUUGGGUCCGAACUGGACAGGGAGAUGGUGAUAUGGAAGUCCAUCGAAACUCGCAAGCGGCUCGGCAGAUUCCUGGCUGACAUCCGGGCAACUGGCAGCCUGCAGAAGACCUAUAUGAUCCUUCACAGUCGAGCACUACUGAGUCGACCCCGAUCUGAGUUGUUGUCCGUCGUAAGCAGCCCAUUAAUAAUCCUUGAGAGGAAUAUGAAUUCCGGUGAAAUGAGCUUGCCUAGUGAAUUUCGGUGUGCCCAGCGACCAGGCACGGAUGACCCGAUCAGGCCAAUCAGCAGCACGGAUGACAAAACCCGACGAGUUUUUAGCAGCUUAUGUCCGGUCGAACUUUUUCAUGCUUCACCCGUCCACUCUUCGGGUCCAGCCGAUCUUGAAUCAGAUACCUUGCCCUUCGUCCAAUCCUUUUCCCUCCUGAUGACAUCCACCGCGCUCAUCCUGACUCAUUUCGACUCUGGAAUUUCCUUUCCUUCCCUUCUCGCCCCCCUCGCGCUUCUUUCCCAUCCUUUUUUUGCAGCUGCGUUACCCGCGCUGCCAGCAGCCACCAUCGAUCCACAGUUCGGUUGGCGUCUUCCUCCACCCUCCACCUCGUUUCAUCCUCUGAUUGCAGCCUCGCUGGAGCAGACCCUGUUCUUUCUCCACGGCUAGAAGAUUCUUACAAAUCCACCAGAAAUUUUUUCCCUGUGAAAGGUGGCCCACACGGAGUUAAUCAGCGCAGACUCGCGGCUUUUAACCAUGAUGCAACGACCUCCAUCGGCAGCCCCUCCUGGCUCUUCCCUAUUUAUAAAGCUUCUUUUGUCUUUCUUGCGUGGGUGAUCCCCAUUGCGUUUCUCAUUCUAUAGACCCUCUCCCCUCAUCUUCGCAGGUGUAUGUUGGUGAGAGCUCCCGCAGCUAUCAUUCAAGUGCCUGGCCUCUUAUAUAACCUUUCUAAUUACAU
Molecule: messenger RNA, 1033 nt
Organism: Aspergillus uvarum CBS 121591
Lineage: Eukaryota; Fungi; Ascomycota; Eurotiomycetes; Eurotiales; Aspergillaceae
Exons: 3
Coding region: 112-744 (210 amino acids)
Source: RefSeq, a predicted model, not a curated record